Lathyrus oleraceus (garden pea) is the source of this 2739-nucleotide messenger RNA. Its product is annotated as putative cyclic nucleotide-gated ion channel 13. The coding region runs from base 418 to 2538 and encodes 706 amino acids. The record is from RefSeq and is a predicted model, not a curated record. The transcript is spliced from 8 exons. Gene Ontology annotation, cellular component: membrane. NCBI's taxonomy places the organism in Eukaryota, Viridiplantae, Streptophyta, Magnoliopsida, Fabales, Fabaceae. Gene Ontology annotation, molecular function: monoatomic ion channel activity. Gene Ontology annotation, biological process: transmembrane transport; monoatomic ion transport.
UGAGUAAAUGCCACUAACUUCAGACAUAAAAAAGAGCAGUACAACAACAAAAAAUUUGUGUGGUGGUGAACAAUGUCGCAAAUAUGGAUGAAUAGAAACGUUGGUACUACACACGCUGGUAGGAAUGAACAUUAACCACAAUUAAAUGGGACUUACUCGACAGAAAAGAAACUACAGUGAAGUCGAAAAAAAUAAUCACAGACAACAAAUUAUGAUGUAUACGAAAGCAAAAUCUCAAAAUCGAGAGCUCGUGAUACCAUUUAGAAAACAGUACUCAUGUAUUUUAGUUGUGUGCGCUACGAAGUUACUUAAAGCACUUGCACUUCUCUCACUCAAUUACUGUCUCUUCUUCUAAUACUCAUAUUUCAUGUUAUGUGAACAAAGUAGCCAUAAAAAACUCUUAAGAAAAGUUCAAUCAUGAUGAGUCCAAAGGAAAAGAAAUUUGUGAGAUUUGAAGAUUGGAAGUCAGAAUCAUCAUCCUUUAAUAUUUCACAAUAUGAUUCUUCAAUGGAUGGAUUUGAAAAAAGAAAAUCUAAACCAAGUUUUAGUCCUGCAAAAAAUAAUGAACCGUCGAAAAAACCAGCUUCUAGGUUUACUGUUCUUGAUCCACAAGGUCCACUGCUUCAAAAAUGGAACAAGAUCUUUGUAAUAACAUGCGUGAUGGCAGUGUCGAUGGAUCCGCUGUUCUUUUACAUCCCUGUGAUUGAUGACAAGAGAAAAUGCCUUGACUUGAGUAGAAAAUUGAAGAUUACUGCGAGUGUUCUUCGCACGUUUUUCGAUCUUUUCUAUAUUCUUCGUAUAAUAUUUCAGUUUCGAACCGGGUUUAUUGCUCCUUCUUCGCGCGUGUUUGGAAGGGGCGAGCCCGUUGAUGAUCCUUUGGCUAUAGCAGUGAGAUACUUAAGUUCUCAUUUCAUCAUUGAUAUUCUGUCAAUUCUUCCCCUUCCUCAGAUGGUGAUUUUGGCUAUGAUUCCAAUUCCACAAUGCUCAGUUCCGUAUAUAGCAAAGGAUUGGUUGAAGUAUACAAUAAUAACACAGUACGCGCCGAGACUUUUGCGAAUCUAUCCGUUGUUCAAAGAAGUAACAAGCACUUCUGGUAUAUUGACUGAGACAGCAUGGGCUGGAGCUGCUUAUAAUCUUUUUCUCUAUAUGCUAGCAAGUCAUGUGGUUGGAGCUUUUUGGUAUUUGUUUUCGAUAGAAUCAGAGUUGCGGUGUUGGCGCAAACGAUUGAAGAGUACUGGAAUUUUUGAUGAUUCCUCCUACUUGAGCUGUGGACGGGUUAAUUCGGCUGUUUUUUCGCUUCUCAGCAAUUCUACUACUUGUCCUUACAAAGAACCAGAUGAUAUCAUUGAUCCAACAGUUUUUGAUUUUGGAAUAUUUAUAGACGGUCUAAAGUCUCGUGUCGUCGGUUCGACUACAGACUUUCAUCAUAAAUUCUUCUACUGUUUUUGGUGGGGUUUGCGCAAUUUAAGUUCUGUUGGGCAGAAUCUGAAGACAAGUACUUAUAUUGGGGAGAUAAUCUUUGCGAUCUUCAUCGCCGUGUUUGGAUUGGUUCUAUUCGCAUUACUUAUUGGAAACAUGCAGAAAUAUCUACAAUCUACAACAGUUAGAGUUGAAGAGAUGAGAAUCAAAAGGAGGGAUGCAGAACAAUGGAUGUGUCACCGAAUGCUACCGGAGUUCAUGAAGCAAAGAAUUCGACGGUAUGAACAAUACAAAUGGCAAGAAAAUCGAGGUGUCGAAGAGGAGACGUUGAUUCGCAACCUCCCGAAAGAUCUCAGAAGAGACAUAAAGAGACAUCUUUGCUUAGAUUUACUUAAAAAAGUGCCGAUUUUUGGCAACAUGGAUAAACAGUUGCUAGAUGCAAUGUGUGAUAAACUCAAACCAGUCCUUUAUACCGAGAAAAGUUAUGUUGUUCGCGAAGGUGAUCCAGUGGACGAAAUGCUCUUCAUCAUGCGCGGAAAACUUGCGACCGCCACAACAAAUGGUGGAAGAACUGGUUUCUUUAACUCGUCGGAGCUAAAGGCUGGUGAUUUUUGUGGAGAGGAGCUUCUAACAUGGGCAUUGGAUCCUACCACUUCCUCUAACUUACCUAUUUCAACGAGUACUGUGGAAACUAUAUCAGAAGUUGAAGCUUUUGCUCUCAUGCAUGAUGACUUGAAGAUUGUUGCUUCUCAAUUUCGCCGUCUUAUUAACAGAAAACAACUUCAACACACUUUUAGGUUCUAUUCAUUGCAAUGGAGGACAUGGGGAGCGCGGUUCAUACAAGUAAUAUGGCGUCGAUACAGAGAAAAAAGGGCUCAGAAAGCAUUGCGUGAAGCAGAAGAAAGACAACAAAAUGCUUCUGAAAAUGAGGAAGAGUGUUCGCCAAGCUUUGUUUCCACUAUGUAUGUACAAAAGUUUGCAUCUAAUGCAUUAAGGCAUUUAAGAAGUGGCAAAAGAGUGACACAGACGCAGACGCAGACGCCGACACAGAUAAAGAGAUUGCUACCACUCUUGCCCAAGAAACCAGCUGAGCCAGAUUUCAUUACUCAAAAGAUCUAAGAGUAUGUUGUAGAAGUAGGUUUCUUUUGAAGUUUAGCUUUUUAGUAAACCAAAUUUAAGAAGUGUGCAUAGUUAAAACAUUAUCUAUAGCAAAUGAUGUUGGUCUUUUUGAGAAUUUGUAAAACUAUGUAUGUUGCAUAUAUAUGUAAAUAUAGAAAGUGUGUAAGAAUGUGUAAUUGUUAUGGUUUGAGUUUUUGUACA